Molecule: messenger RNA, 2541 nt
Organism: Ceutorhynchus assimilis (cabbage seed weevil)
Lineage: Eukaryota; Metazoa; Arthropoda; Insecta; Coleoptera; Curculionidae
Source: the annotation of a GenBank genome assembly
AUGAGACAAGGCUCUGUGAUCGAUUCAGAAAACGAUAGUGUUCACGAAGACUCCUUUUCUGAAGUGUCGGACGAUGAUUCUCCGUCGAAAGUACCAAACGUUAAACUUCCAGUAACCAGUGAUACCUUACAAGAAGACUGUUUUGCUAUAGUUAAGUUUUUGUACAACGAAGGGACCAAAAAAGAAACUACCAAAGAAUUCGUUGCGCAAAUUGAAAAAGUUGCAAAAAGCUAUAUUGCUGUGAACUGUCUUAGAUCUUAUAAGGGUCACAAAGAUUCCUUUGUUUUUCCGGAAGUUGAAGACAAAAGCAAGAUAAAACUUCAACAAGUCCGCAGUAUUUUAAGUGCGCCUAGAAUCCAUCGAGGCGUCCAUGUGUUUGAAGCUCCAUCUGUGGCCGACUUGGAAGAUGCUGGGCCUUCUGGGUUAAUAAAAGAAUCCUUCAUCUCUUCAUCACCAGCUACUGUUACAGAUUCUACUCUAUGUUCACCCUCUACAGUUGCCCACAUUUUUGCUAAAGCAAUACGUCAAAAAAGAUCCAUGACAAGUGAAAUCCAAGUCGUAAAAAAACCAACACCCCGUUUAAAGCAGUUGAGGUAUGGAGAGGUAGUAACGACGGAAGAGGUAGCUGCUAGGUUCAGAGAAGCUGAGAAUAGGAAAAUAAAACGGCCGAAAAUAGUCCAGACAUCAAGAACUAGCGAAACGAACCUCGCAGGAAAGAAGUUAAAGAAAAAAUCUGAAAGUUCUUCCGACGACGAUGACAUAAUUUCUCUUCACGAUGAAUCCGACGAUUCCAAGUUCGUCAAUUCCGAUGAGGAUUCAACAUUUAUGGGUUCAGAAGAAAGAAACUUGGACAUUGCACAAGAAAACAAGGAAGCCGAAGUCGAAAGCUAUGAUAAUUCGGACGAAACAGAAAUGGACAUGCCACUUGCAGAACUGCGUAAAAAAAUAGAAAUUAAAGUUGGAGAUUUUGUAAUUGUGAAGUUUAUUUACAAUCUCGGCACUAAAAAAGAGAUCGGGAAAAAUUUUGUUGCAGAAAUAGUUGAAUUGGAUAAUAUAACGGCUAAAUUUUUGAGAAAGUUCAGUAAAGAAACUGCUACCUACAUAUUUCCGUUGGUGGAAGAUAAGCAAGUGAUUAUUUUUGACCAAAUAUUAGCUAUUGACUGCGAGGAUGGUACAAGUAUUAAUUUGGACAAAGUUUGCUCGGAAAAGGAUCAUGGUGGUGUAUUGGAGGCGAACAAUGAAAGUGUAUAUUCAAUUAAGUUAAAUAAUGAUGUUUUGAUGCUUCAAACAUCAAAUGCGCAGGAACUUCCUAGUGCUGAAGAACCUCAUUGCAAUUUUGUGAACUCCGGUGUAGAGACAUAUACAUUAAAAGUUGAAAGAGCCUCUGAACCAACUGAAGGAUUGCAAACAUGUGGCAUCUAUGAACAAAUGAAGGCAUGCCCACAUCCAUUUAAAGAUGUAUUUUGUAACGACAAGAUAAUAGAAACAUCAGAAGUUCUUGGAAAAAUAUUUGAUAUUGAAUACAAUGAGGCAGGUUCCAACAGACGACAAAUCGAAAAUAGGGUAAUUUCUUAUUUCAGAGAUUACAUAUUGGAUUGCGAAGAAUUACCGGAAGUGCUGAUGAUUGAUGAGGAGGCAGAAGUGGAAGAAGUUGAAGAAGCUGAACAGCUGGAACAACUUGGAGCUGAACCUGAACCUGAAGAGGUUGAACAGCUGGAACAACCCGGAGGGUGUAAAGGAAGAUCUAGAUUUUUGUGUCCAAGAUCACUGAAGAUCGAUAUUCCACAAGAUUAUUUGGUGGAUGCAAUUAUAACAGGUAUCAAUAAUGAAGAUGUAGUUCGCGCAGCCAGGUCGUCUAAAUUUAGUGAUACUAACGAACUGUAUGCUUAUCUGAGUACCCUAAACAACUUACCCCAAAAUUUCACUAGAUUAGAAAGAAAGCAAUUCGUUUAUCAGCCCAGUACAUCUGCAGCGGAUGCGAAAAAUUCCGUUAAUAGCAAUAACAAAGUUUCAAAAGGCGUAAUUUGCUUUAAUUGUCAAGGGCAGCACUACUUCAAAAACUGCCCUAAACCUAAAUUAGAAUGCUUUCACUGCAAAAAAUUAGGCCACAAGCAAAAUCAAUGUCCUUUGAAAUCGACAAAGAAUAGUUUUAAAAACAGCGUACACGCAGUAGAUAAAACUGGAGAGCCAAAUCCAUACAUAAUGCCUGUUAAUCUGAAUGGAAUUAAGUUCAAAUGCUUGGUAGACACUAGCAGCACCCGCACGUUGCUAAAACGAAGUGUUAUUGAGAAAUUGGGACUUCGAAUCGAAAAUAAUGAUAUUGGAAAACUGGUAUUGCGAGGUUUUUCUGGAAAUUUGGUAGUGAGUGAGGGCACUGUGGCAGUUAGGAUACGAAUGGACAACGCUUGUGCUGAAUUGGAAGUAAUAGUACUCGAUGACGAGCAAAUGAUGCAUGACUUCAUAUACUUAAUCCCUCCUUUUUCCAAAGUGGUUGGGGUCAACCACGAUGCAGGAUGGCCGAAUGUAAAGCAAUUAUGCUAG